CUCUAUGGAAUUAUGGAUUUGUCAUUGCUCGGAAGCCAGCGCGUUGUGCUUAUUGAUUAUACAUAAAAAGCAUUUAAUUUAGGUAUCUGAAGGAAACUUACUACCUCGUGAAUAGUUAUUAAAUUAUGGAUUAUUAAAAUACGAUAUAUUCAACUAACGACAUGGUUGUUUCACCACAAACCCCCGACAACGAUUCCCAAAGUGUGCAAACAAAAAGAAACAACAUGGCGUCCAAACAAUCCUCUGUUGCUGAUACUAGAGCUGAGUUAGCGGAAUUGGUCAAAAGAAAGGCCGAAGUCGCUGAAACCCUUGCAAACUUGGAACGCCAGAUAUAUGCAUUUGAAGGAUCAUAUUUAGAAGAUACUCAGCUUUACGGAAAUAUCAUAAGAGGAUGGGACCGAUACUUGACCACCAACAAGAGUACAAACUCAAAAGCAGACAAACGAAACAGAAAAUUCAAAGAAGCAGAGAGAUUGUUUUCAAAAUCCAGUAUUACAUCUAUGGCUGCAGUUAGUGGUCUCGUUGAUCCUGCUGAAGCUAAAAAUGAAAGAAACAGUGAGACUGAAUCACAGACAAACGAAGACUCUUCGGACACACAAAUCAGUUCAGGACUUAAUGUUAGCAGUUUGAACCACACCACAAUACAUGGUUCUACUGAAAGUAUAGCAUCUAAACCUUCAGGAAAGCAGCACACCAAUGGUGGUAUUGAAAAAGUUAUCAACCAUUCUCAAACAAAGCAAAAUUUGACACAAAAGAUUGCUUCCUCAUCUGGCAUGUUGCAAAAAGCAUUUGGAAGUGACAGUAAAAUGCUGUCAGCUGUAGGGCUCGACAGCAGACCUAGUACACCUAAGGACAAGGACUCUAGUAUGAAUAUGUUGAACAAGGGAGACAUGACACCAAACUCAUUAAAACACAAGAUGUCUGCAACCAGUACAAGUAAUAGUAACAGUAUGAAGAAAAAUAACAACAAAAAAGCUAGACAUCGGUAAUCAGACAUACAUUAGUGACUUAAAUCUGUUUUUAUGUGCCUAAAAUGUGCGUACUUAUCAUUUAGACCCAAUGUUAUCAAAAUUAGUUUUAUUUCUUUGGUCAAUUUGUAAAUACAUAUUGUGUUUUAUGUUA
Spodoptera litura is the source of this 1122-nucleotide messenger RNA. It is a transcript of the gene Eaf6, whose product is annotated as chromatin modification-related protein EAF6/MEAF6. The record is from RefSeq and is a predicted model, not a curated record. Gene Ontology annotation, cellular component: histone acetyltransferase complex. Lineage: Eukaryota; Metazoa; Arthropoda; Insecta; Lepidoptera; Noctuidae.